This is a messenger RNA of Bradysia coprophila, 1577 nucleotides long. RefSeq lists its product as uncharacterized. The record is from RefSeq and is a predicted model, not a curated record. NCBI's taxonomy places the organism in Eukaryota, Metazoa, Arthropoda, Insecta, Diptera, Sciaridae.
UGGUAAAGGUGGAAAUGAUAACGAUAAUAAUGGCCAGCGUGGAAAUGGCGGCAAUAAUAACAAUUGGCAUGCUGAAUGGAAUUUCGAAAAUGGUAACGCUGGCUGUAAGACGUGUCAAGGCAACGGUAACAAUAACGGAAACGAUGAUUGUAAAACUAAAUUGCAAGCUGAAAUAGCGAAAAAUUUGAUGCUACAAAGAGAAAUAGACAGCUUAAAAAAUCUAAUGUCCAAGCAAGAAAACAAGUUAAAUCAAUUGAACGUUCAAUGGAAUACAUGUAACUCGAAUAACAACCAACUUACCAUUGUAGUAAAUCAAUUGAAGCAAACCAACAUCAACUUGGAAUUGAAAGUUCAACAAAGUCAAACCACCAUAAUUAAUUUGACAAAAAAUGUCCAACAGAUGACGAUAGUUAACAAAGGCAACGAAAAUACAUUAAUAGAAUUGAAACAUAACUAUGAUAUUCUUCUUGUCAAAUUUGAAAACUGUCAGAAAAAUGUUGCAGAACUUACAAGCAGUAACACCAAUCUCAAGAAGAAGAAUCAAGAAAUGAACAUUACAAUUAACCAAUUAACAAGUAGUAAUAGCGAGCUAUCGGCUAAGUAUUCGGCUCUACAACAAAGUUCGCAGACCGUACAAUUGAAGCUUUCCAAUUGUGAACGUGAGAAUAAAAUAUUAGAGGAGUCCUUAGCAUUUGAGGUUGAUAAAUAUGAGAAAGACGAGAAAGAUGACGUAUUACGAGAAUUGCGUCUUCAGAAGACUACAUCAGAACUUAAAGAGUGUAAAGUAGAGCUUUCUAGUCUUCAAAAGCUAUACAUUAGCGAACAGGCUAACUCCGCCAAAUGCAUAGACGAAGUGGUGUCCAUUAAAAUUGAACUGAAAACAACCAUAACCAAUUACGAGACCACUAUUUACAACCUUAACAUCACUAUCACCAAGUUAGAGUUCUCGCUUCAAGCUGAAGUGGACAUUAAGAAUACCUACAUCCUUGCAAAUGAGAAGUGCGAGUUAAUCAACAUAGACAACACUAAGAAAGUUGAACUGUUGACACAGGCUCUCAGUGAUGCUGAAUCACAGACCGAAAGCUGUCGCGCUGAUCUUGUUAUUUCCAUUAGCAAUUAUCAAGCAUCGCUAAUUACCAUUGAAAACCAAACGGAACAACUAAAAGGUUGUGGUAGCGUUGCUUCAACGAUUCAACUAGAUCUUGCAGAGUGCGAAGCGAAACUUGACAAUUGCUCGAACGAACUUACUGGCGUCACGAUCCAUUUAACGGAGGUCGAAAAUAAGAAUAUUCAACUUGGAGACGAAAAUCUUGAGCUGGCAGAUUCCUUACAACAGUGUGACGAUGAUCGCUCAUCAUUGCGGUGCACCGCAAACAAGGGUUUUGGGACAAUUCAAGAAUCAGAGAAUGCGAUUCGUCCAAUCCUUAAAAGUUUUAUUGAUACCAUUAAUAAUCUCAAGGCCGACAGAGAAACGUUCGAAACAGUCAAUGAUAUCAGAUGCCCGUAUACUUGAACCACUUCUCAGUUCAACGAUGCUUUUCAUUUUUGGUUUGAUUAAUAAAAUUUUCAUGAAUUGA